AGCCACGAUCUCUUCCGGCAACAAAGAAGCUGUAUAAAUAAGCAGCUGGGAGCAACUUUGCAGACCCCAUAAGGAACGGGAGAACGAAGAAACUCAGAAACGCGGGAAAAGGCUUAGAAGAACGUAAAAGCAAGAAGCAGCAAAGGAAAUACCGGCGACAACAAUUGUACGACAGAGAGAAAAAAAGAACAGAUCACUGUAGAGGAAAUUUGGAGGAUGCAAACUAAGCAUCUUUGCUAAAGUAAACAGGAGAAUCUUGUAUUGAAGGAGUCGAUUAAACAUCUCUCCCACUCUUCUGCUACAACAACCGAAGCGGGGCCAGUGAGGUUUGGCCACCACGAAGUGACGUUUCCACUACUUUGUUUAUAACAGAGGUAGCGUUGUUUCUGUGCCUGAAAAGAUGCCAUUUUUGGGUCAGGAUUGGAGAUCUCCCGGCCAGAAUUGGAUCAAAACUGACAAUGGCUGGAAAAGGUCCAACGAUGAAACAAAUAAUAAUGUCACGCCGCUGAACAGUUUCUGUGAUGAAGAGGAGUUUAAUAAGGAGAACUUCUUGAACAGUGUUGGUUAUGAUAUGAUGACAAAGAAGAGAAAGAAGGAUCUGCUGAACAACAACACAAAAAUCCAAUAUUUCCACCAAGAGACUUGGAUUUCUGUUCACAAAGGAAGUACGAAAGAGCGUCAUGGAUAUUGCACUUUGGGUGAAGCUUUCAACCGUUUGGAUUUUUCCAGUGCAAUAUUGGAUACCAGAAGAUUUCACUAUGUUGUGAGGUUGCUGGAACUCAUUGCGAAAUCUCAGCUCACGUCCCUCAGUGGGAUUGCCCAGAAAAACUACAUGAACAUUCUGGAGAAAGUUGUACAAAAAGUGCUUGAAGACCAGCAGGAUAUCCGACUAAUUAAGGAGCUGCUGAAUAGCCUAUACACAACUCUGUGUGCGCUGGUGAAUGGUGUGGGCAAGUGCGUUUUGGUGGGGAACAUAAAUACCUGGGUCUGCAGAAUGGAGGUCAUUAUGCACUGGCAGCAGCAACUGAACAACAUUCAUAUCAUCAGGCCUUUGAAUACGGGGCUGACCCUCACAGACCUACCAAUGUGUCUGCAGUUGAACAUCAUGGAAAGGUUGGCUGAUGGGAGAGACAUUGUCAAUCUGGGACAGGUGUCUCCAACCCUGCAAGUGCUGAGUGAAGAUCGCCUUCUCUGGAAGAGACUGUGCCGCUAUCACUUCACAGAACGUCAGAUUCGCAAACGACUCAUUUUAUCUGAAAAAGGCCACUUGGAUUGGAAGAAGAUGUAUUUUAAGCUCAGCAGAUGCUACCCAAGGAAGGAACAGUAUGGGGACACACUACAGUUCUGUCGACAUUGUCAUAUCCUCUUUUGGAAGGAUACAAAUCACCCUUGCACAUCCAAUGACCCAGAAGGUUCUUACACUGCUGUCUCACCUCUUGAUUUCAUCAGUCUUUUCAAGUUCUGAACAUGGAGGUUCCAGAGGACUCCCGCUGUGGAAAAUAAAAAGUUUCCACUGAAAAUUGAGAGUGAUUGACUUUGUGUACUUCUCUUUUAAAUGUGUAAAUAAUGUACAAUAAUAUUUAUACCUCCUUUUGUACAGUGAAACUGACAUGGAGGUUGAUUAUGUUUUUUUGUUAAAUAUAAAGUUAUCUAUGGUUUGUAAAUAUCCUGAAGGGUGAUGCAUGAGCAGAAAGUUACUGAAACAAUGCUUUUUGCCUGAAGAGUAAAGUCAGAUCAUGCUGUUAAAUAGGUUAUAGAGCAUCAUGGGAAUGCAACAGGUAGUCGGAUAUAUUUUCUUCUAAAAUGGGAUUGAUAUGUGUGGUGGGAGCAAUGCACAGAGAGAGUCCAGUCAACGUGCUACCCGUUUGACGUGCAGAACCAUUUUGCUCUCAAACUGGCUUCUGCUUAUUUCACUACUUGGUGCACUGUUAAUUCCGAAUUGCAAGUUGAUUCGCUUUCCCAUAUGGUUAGUAUGGGACAUCAUUGGGUAGUAUGAAUGCGACUAACAACUGUUCUGUUUAAUUAUUGGUACUGGUGGUCAAAAGGGGCAACUGCUUGAUAACAACUUCAGUUGUGAGCAAUUCUGCUGUAAGAAUUUUUAAAUUGUGAUUAGCAUCGCGGCUAUUCUUUCAAUUAUGUUUUUGUACCAUUUUUAUAUAAUAUCUCAUAGUUGUGUUAGAUUGUAACGUGGGUGCUGGAUUGAAAGUUACCUUUCAUGCUUUACAUUGUUAAAGACAUUGAAUAUAAAUGCCAACUGCUGUUGGCACUCUAGAGUGGGGGAAUUGUAUAUAGAGAUUGUGCAAUAAUGGAGAAGUGAUAAGGAGUGAGUAAGGGAGACAUUUUAGUUACGAUGUCAGGCAGGGGUCCAAUGCAUUUUCCUGGUUAAAUCAUGAUUUAAUAUAUGCAGCAAGCAGUUGGCAUUGAAUCACAGCUGGUUGCUAGCUCGCCUGAGCAAGGAUGGGGAGCAGGUAUAGAAAUCUGGUGACCGUAUACUUCUGCAGGAAGUGUCAAUAAAAGAGUGAGAGUGGAUGAACCUCAAGCACAAUUUAUUGCUGAAAAAGAGAGAUAUGAUGUUGAAGAUUUUCAUCUUGCACUUAUCUGAACACACUAAAAUACCAAAUUUCAAAGAGCAACAAUAUAUACUGCAUAAGAAAAUCAGCACCCUCUUUUCAUCCAGUAUAAGUUCUUGCUCCCUUUGAAAUUAGGCAUUCUUGCACCUGUCCCGAUACGUGCAGGUCAUAAUCUUAGGUAAUAGGUCUCUUCUUAGCAAUGCUGUAUAUAGUCAAGUGAUUAUAAUACUUUAGUUAUAUUUUCAACCACUAACAUCCAAUGGUCACCAAUUCUGUAGAAUUGCUCUGGAGUCAUUAGGAACUGAAGGCAAAACUCCAGUUGGACAAAUUUGUGGUGGCAGCAAAAGGUUGUGUGCUUUUCUUUUCCAUUGUUUUGUUUUCUUUGAAAACAUUUUGAUAACUCAUUUUUUAAAAAAUUGUAGGUGUAAAGAUAGAUUGACUGGUAGUCAAAAGUUAUCCAAUUGGGGCUCAAAGAGGCUACUUGCAUUCAUUGUGCGAUGAUACCGUAAUGAUGGUUUCAUUGAGUCAGGGUGGUGUUUGACAGCUGCUGGUCAUAUGAUGCCUCCAAAAAUGUGUUCCAAGGAGAGUGGGCAGUCCUUCCAUCUAUGCCAAAAGCAAUGGGGUAAUGGACAGACGUGGCUCACCAUCAACUACCACCAUAAUCCACUCCUGUUAAUGUAGACAAGAGUCUAAGUUGAAGUCACCUUUUUGUUAGUUUCUGCAUAAAAAUGUUCCAGUCUGCAUAUCAGAAUAAUAUGGGCAUUGGAAGAAUGUCAGGGCUUAUAUGAAAAAGUGCUUGCGGAAUAUGAUUAUUAAGUUUACAUAUUCUCAGUUUGUUACACUGGCUUUUGUAAAGGCAACAAUGAUACUACUGUACAGCUGACUAUACUGUUAUUACUAACUAUAGAUGACCACUGUAUUACCUUCACCUAUUUACGCAAUUCACUAUAUUAAAUUAAAUAUAGAUAUACAGUUGACCUUUAAUUAUGUCAAGCCUUAUACAUCCACAGCUUGUUUUAUAUGUAACCUGAUGACAGUAAACCCAAGAGGAAGAUAUGUUCAUGGGUUCAUGCUGAAUAGUGGAAACCGAAGCAAAGAUAACUUUAGUUCAGCGAUACAUUUAAACAGGAACUACUGUCAAUAUUUACUUUUUUAUCCACAGAAUACUCUUAGCAAUUUGGAGUGCAAUUGCUGUGUUAGCUAUACAUUGAGCAAGUUAACGGCUGAUAAUUUUUGGUCAUAAUAUCACCAACUAAAUUCUUGAAGUGAGUUUGAGUUCACUUUUUCCACGUUUAAGGGAUGAUUUGAUGAAAGCUUUCAAGAUGUUAAGGAGAAUGAUAGGGUAGAUGAACUAUUUCUACUAGCUGCCAAAUCAAGAACAAAGGCCAUUGUCUAAAAAUUAGCAAGAGUUUUCAGAAAGAAAAAUGGGAAACGCUCCUUCACAUGAGGUCAUGUAAGUUUAGAACUCUCUUCCACAAAUGCCUGAUGAUGCUAGCUUAUUUGUUAAACUUAAUUCUGAGGUGAACAACUUAUUGUGAGCCAAACAUAGAAGGGAAUAGGGGUAAAGGCAGUAUGUGGAGUUAGAUUGCAGAUCAGCCAUGAUCCCAAUAACUGAUGGAAUAGGCUCAUCAGGAUAAAUUACCUCCUAGUUUUGUCUGGAAAUACUCAAUGGCUUAAGUAGUAGCUGUAGAUGGAGAAACAGUUCACAUUUUCAGGUCAGUUAUCUUUCAUCAGCAGUAAUUUGCUUCUCUUUAUUAGAAUAUAGCUUAUUUGAUGGUUGUGGUGAGAGGGGGUCUGUUUGUUGAGUUUGAUGUCCAACUUUAACCCCUUUAUAGCCCAUGGGGCUUUACUUUUACAUGGAUCCUUACUUCGUGCAAUAGUGUAAAUCAGAUGGGAUGGAAUUAACGCCUAGCUUUGGAACUCUGUUUCAUUUCCAACAGAGAUAACUUGAUUUUAAAAAGCUGCAUAUUUGAUUCUUAACAAUCUAAGCUUUCUGUUGAGUGUGUCUUGUAUUACACUGGCUAUGGUAGAACACUGUGUAUUUGGGUGGGUCACCCACACAGUUCAUCUGAUAAUCUGCACAUUGUCCGAGUGGUAGGAGGUCAUUAAAUCAAUAGUUGUAAUCCUGAAACACUGCAGUAUAUGUCAGAAAAGUGUUUUGAAUAAGCAAAUAUUGCAACUCCGCUGGCAAGUCUUGAAUCCAUUGUCAGGUGACAUUUUCCUGUAAAACUAAUUUUUCUUUUUGUUUUUCACUCUGGAAUUGCUGGAUUUCUUUUGGACGCGGCAAAGAAUGAUUUUAACUUUGGUGACUUAUGAAUCAGAGGUUAAUUCAUGCAUUUAAAUUCAGUGCUGUUACUUGAUUUCAGUGAUUAUUAAGAGGAAACCUGUUUCUGAUUUUCAGAGAUCGCGGUUUGCUGUUUUCAUCAAGUUUCUACCUAAUCACUACAAUGCUGGUUUUUAUUCAUCGGAGCUGCUGUAUGCAGCUCCAGAUAUUAAUCUUCCUGUUUUUUUUAAUCUCAGGAAUUUUAUACCUAUAACUCCAGUGCAGUUGAAGCGUAACUUGUUUUUUGCAUGUUAAACAGUGAUGCAUUUGCAUUGACUUUAUAUAUAGUCUCUGCAGAGACACAUUGUAAGCUUUUGAACAUCUGUAAAUUAGUAGCACUAUACUCUGAUGUAAAAUACUUUUGUAAAUUUUUAAUUGAUAUCUUUUUAAUAAAUUGAUAUCUUUAAAAUUUA
Messenger RNA from Stegostoma tigrinum, 5306 nucleotides. It is a transcript of the gene fbxo32, whose product is annotated as F-box protein 32. Gene Ontology annotation, molecular function: protein binding. The transcript has 9 exons. Lineage: Eukaryota; Metazoa; Chordata; Chondrichthyes; Orectolobiformes; Stegostomatidae. The coding region runs from base 401 to 1465 and encodes 354 amino acids. Gene Ontology annotation, cellular component: cytoplasm; nucleus; SCF ubiquitin ligase complex. The record is from RefSeq and is a predicted model, not a curated record. Gene Ontology annotation, biological process: protein ubiquitination.